AAGAAGACUUGACUGGUUUAAGUAGAUUGCUAACAGAAGAGAAAGAAGAUUUAACUGACUUAAUUAGAUCACGAAUAAAAAAAGAAAAUUUAGCUGGUUUAAUUAGAUUGCAAAUAAAAGAGUAUGAUGAUGAUAAUGAGGAAGGGGAAGAAGAGGAUGAGGAAUAUGACGAGAAUGAGGAAGAAGAGGAGGAUGAGGAAUGGGACGAGGAUGAAGAAGAAGAGGAUGAGGAAUGGGACGAGGAUGAGGAUGAAGAAGAGGAUGAGGAAGACGAUGAUGAGAAAAGGGAAGAAGAGGAAGAAAAUGACGAUAAUGAGGAUAAUAAGAAAGAAGAUUUAAUUAAUAGCUUAAUUAGAUGGCGAAUCAAAAAGGAAGAUUUGGGUUUAAUUAGAUUGCCAAUAAGAGAAUUAUGA
This is a messenger RNA of Racocetra persica, 413 nucleotides long. NCBI's taxonomy places the organism in Eukaryota, Fungi, Glomeromycota, Glomeromycetes, Diversisporales, Gigasporaceae. The record is from the annotation of a GenBank genome assembly.